CUCUCUCUCUCCCUCUCUUUCUCUCUCUCAGAGAUUCUACACUUCUACGCUUUAGAAACUAGGCAGUCCAUCGCCGAGAGAGAUUCUGUCUCUUAAACAUCACCAAUCAUUUUAAAAUAUAACCCUGCCAACUGUAGUUUUUUAUAAUGAAGAAUCCUGAUCAAAGGAAGUGGCUGUUAGAUGUCUGACCAUGUGGAUCGUCUUUGUGAUUCACUUGAUUCAGCUAGUCGAAGUUGCUCUUUCUUAAAUGGAUGGCUUUGCAGUUUAAUUUCGAGAUGCGCAAUCCUGGCUGGGUUUCCUUUUAGGAAUCUGCUUUCUACUUCAGUUGAGGAGAAAAAAAGUAACUUUUCAAUUCUAAUGGCUGCUAUGAAUCCAAUAGACAUUAGUUCAUCUGAUAGUGACUUGGAGAUCGAAGAUGACAGAGAUACAAAUACCUCAUCUUUAAGGGUUCUUCCAGGAUGGGCAGUUACACAUGGCUCAAAUUCUAGGGGUACUGGUUAUGCUUGGCAGUCUCAAAAGAUUCCUUCUCCCAAGCAAGCAGAGUUUUCUAAUUUAAACUUUUCAAAUGUAAAUAACCAUUCACAGACAAAAGUUCUGAUUCAUGAGCCCAAUGAUGAUGUUAGAGCCUCAACUCAGCUUAUUGCCCUAGAUGAUGAUCCUGAAUAUUUUACCAGGAAUGGGAAUAUUGGUCAGCCUCGGACUGUUAAUUCUCGAAUUGCUAAUGGUUCUGGUACUGAUUUUGAGAAAUUGACGUCGCAGCAGGCUCUAAAGAGGACUCUUCCUCCAUCUCUUCAGCUGUCUGGACCCAGUGCCAAAUCAGAAAAUUUAGUUGAGAAUUUGAGCAGCAGUCAGAUUCCUGAUGCUCAGGGAAGCUCUCACCAUUUGGCUGGCCAUAGUUUUGCCAAUAGUCAGGGGUAUAUGAGAGAUCAUUAUAGCAGGGCCCAUAAUGGUGAAGUUAUGAUGUAUGGAAACACCGGUAGUAGGAUCCUUCCUCCAUCUUUUAUGCAUGGAAAAUCUGUUACUUAUACACAGUUUGCUGGUUUGGAUGAUCCUGUAUAUCGUGCUGGAGUAAGUGAAGAAAGAGUUCCUGUAAAUGAUGAGAGAAUGAUUUAUCAAGCUGCACUGGAGGACCUCAACCAACCAAAAGUUGAAGCUACUCUUCCUGAUGGUCUUUUGUCUGUUCCUCUUCUCAGACAUCAGAAGAUUGCAUUACAUUGGAUGCUUCACAGGGAAACAAGAAGUGGGUAUUGUUUGGGUGGAAUAUUAGCUGAUGAUCAGGGCCUUGGUAAAACAAUCUCAAUGAUUGCUCUUAUACAAAUGCAGAAGUUUUUAGAGUCCAAAUCAAAAUCAGAAGAUCUAGGUAAUCACAAAACUGUAGCACUGAAUUUGGAUGACGAUGACGAUAAUGGUAAUGGUGGGUCAGACAAAGUAAAGCACAGUGGUGAAUCUGAUGAUACCAAGUCAAUUCCAGAAGUUAGUACUUCUACUGGCUCAUUCAGCCGACAGAGGCCACCGGCCGGGACAUUGGUUGUGUGUCCAGCGAGUGUUCUUCGACAGUGGGCCAGGGAGCUGGAUGAUAAAGUUGCAGAGGAAUCUAAGCUUUCUGUCCUCAUCUAUCAUGGGGGUAGCAGAACCAAGGAUCCUGCUGAACUUGCCAAGUAUGAUGUGGUACUUACAACUUAUUCAAUUAUAACCAAUGAAGUUCCUAAACAAGCUAUUGUUGAUGACGAUGAGACUGAUGAAAAAAAUGGGGAAAAAUAUGGAUUAUCUUCUGAAUUUUCAAUUAACAAGAAGAGGAAGCAAACAUCUAAUGUUGGUAAGAAGGGGAAAAAGGGUAGGAAAGGAAUUGAUGGCUCUGCUAUUGAUUCUAGUGCUGGUGCACUUGCUAGAGUAGCUUGGUUUAGGGUGAUACUGGAUGAAGCUCAAACAAUAAAAAAUCAUCGAACGCAAGUGGCUAGAGCCUGCUGUAGUCUUCGAGCCAAGCGGAGGUGGUGCUUAUCUGGAACACCUAUACAAAAUGCUAUUGAUGAUUUAUAUAGCUACUUUAGGUUUCUGAAACAUGAUCCAUAUUAUGUAUAUAAAGCAUUUUGCAAUGGGAUAAAAAUUCCAAUAUCUAGAGAUUCUGUAAAGGGCUACAAGAAGCUACAAGCUGUUUUGAAGACAGUAAUGCUGCGUCGCACAAAAGCAACAUUGAUCGAUGGAGAGCCAAUAAUUAAGUUGCCACCAAAGUCAAUUGACUUGGCUAAGGUGGACUUCACAGCUGAGGAGCGGGCUUUCUAUACUCAGCUAGAAGCUGAGUCACGUUCUCAAUUUAAGGCAUAUGCAGCUGCUGGCACAGUGAACCAAAAUUAUGCAAAUAUUCUUUUGAUGCUUUUGCGCCUACGUCAGGCUUGUGAUCAUCCACUUCUUGUCAAAGGAUAUAAGUCUGACUCCAUUCAAAACUCUGACUCUGUUGGACAAGUUUCUGUAGAAAUGGCGACGACACUUCCUAGAGAAAUGCUGAUUAAUCUACUGAAUUGCUUGGAAACUUCCUUUGCCAUCUGUCUUGUAUGCAGUGAUCCACCUGAUGACCCUGUUGUUACCAUGUGUGGUCAUGUUUUCUGCUAUCAGUGUGUGUCAGAAUAUUUGACAGGUGAUGAUAAUAUGUGCCCUGCACCUGCAUGUAAAGAGCAACUUGGUGCUGAUAUAGUGUUCUCUAAAGCUACCCUUAGGAGCUGUAUUACAGGUGGUCUUAACGGUAGUCCCAUGCAUCCUCAGUUCUUUGAAAAGUCAGUGGUUUUACAGGAUGAGUACAGUUCAUCAAAAAUCAAGGCCGUAGUUGAAAUUCUUCAGUCAAAAUGUUUAUCGAAGAAUUCAAGUCCAGAAUUGCAGAGUUCUGUUGAAUGCAAUGAAACAUUUUUGUCUUCAGAGCAGACAUUUUCAGAAACUGUCCAUUCAGGCAUUAGUGUCGUAAAGCGCACUACAGUUUAUUCAAACUCAGUGGCUGACGGACCAAUAAAAACAAUUGUUUUCUCUCAGUGGACAAGUAUGUUGGACUUGGUUGAGCGCUCACUACGUAAUCAUAAUAUAAACUAUCGGAGGCUUGAUGGGACAAUGACUUUAGCUGCAAGAGACAGGGCUGUCAAAGAUUUCAAUACUGACCCAGAGGUUACUGUGAUGCUGAUGUCAUUAAAAGCUGGAAACCUCGGUUUGAAUAUGGUUGCUGCGUGUCAUGUUAUCCUUCUGGACCUUUGGUGGAAUCCAACUACUGAAGACCAGGCUAUCGAUCGAGCACAUAGAAUUGGACAGACUCGUCCUGUUACUGUAACUCGGAUCACCAUUAAAGACACAGUGGAAGAUAGGAUAUUAUCUCUUCAGGAUGAAAAAAGAAAAAUGGUUGCUUCUGCUUUUGGUGAAGAUCAGAGUGGGGGCUCAGCAACUCGAUUAACGGUGGAAGAUCUCAGAUAUCUAUUUAUGGCCUAAUCUGCCAUCUCAUUUUGUUGCAUCCUCUGGCCUUAUAUGUUUCUACUUGAAGUUUCCAUCCAGAAAGUUCUGAGAUUUAAAAAUUUUGAUCAGAACAGGGAAUUCACAUCUAGUGCUGGCUAAUGCCGUCCGUCAUAUUUUGUAGAUUCAGAUGGUGACUUUUGUGAGAUUUUGGAAGUCCAGAGAGGCAUUUUUGUUCCCCUCAGGUCAAGAAAGAGGAAGGCCAGGCUGCCUGUAAAUAUUCUAAUUAUUUUGUAGUGUAUAUCAUACUUUUAGUUUUUGUAGUUAACCAUUUUUCUUCUUAAUGUAAUACAUAAAGUUAUUUCCAAAUUAUUGUGUGUUUGUCUCUAA
Messenger RNA from Theobroma cacao (cacao), 3813 nucleotides. Its product is annotated as helicase-like transcription factor CHR28. Gene Ontology annotation, molecular function: ATP binding; ATP-dependent activity, acting on DNA. The record is from RefSeq and is a predicted model, not a curated record. Gene Ontology annotation, cellular component: nucleus. NCBI's taxonomy places the organism in Eukaryota, Viridiplantae, Streptophyta, Magnoliopsida, Malvales, Malvaceae. Gene Ontology annotation, biological process: DNA repair.